Asparagus officinalis (garden asparagus) is the source of this 1479-nucleotide messenger RNA. RefSeq names its product polygalacturonase At1g48100. Bases 10 to 1338 code for a protein of 442 amino acids. Lineage: Eukaryota; Viridiplantae; Streptophyta; Magnoliopsida; Asparagales; Asparagaceae. Gene Ontology annotation, biological process: carbohydrate metabolic process. Gene Ontology annotation, molecular function: polygalacturonase activity. The record is from RefSeq and is a predicted model, not a curated record. The transcript is spliced from 8 exons.
AAGCUUAACAUGAAGAGGGAGAGAAGCUUCGUCUUGCUUAUUACUUUAGCUCUUUUGCUGUCCAUUUUUAGCAAUGGGCAUCAAAAUGGAGCUCAAAAACAUUCGAAGCAUAUAAAGGAAAAAGAUCAUAACAGCAAUUCUACCCAUUAUGAUAUCCGGACAUUUGGAGCUGUGGGUGAUGGAGUUUCGGAUGAUUCAGAGGCACUUAUAGAAGCAUGGAAAGCAGCAUGUAAGGUAUAUGGAGCAACUGUGGAAAUUCCAUCAGGAUUAAAUUUUCUACUAAGACCAGUUACUCUUCAGGGUCCUUGUAUGCCUCACCUUAUUCUUCAGAUUGAUGGAACUCUCUUGGCACCUCCAAGUGUAGCUUCCUGGUCCAAGUCCAGUCUCUUCCAAUGGAUUAACUUGAAGUGGGUCAGUGACUUCACAAUUCAAGGGAACGGUACUCUCGAUGGGCAGGGCUCUUCAUGGUGGAGUCUCUCUGCAACUCCUCAAAGCACCAAUAAAGAAACAACAAGCUCACCAUUAGAGAUGAGACCAACAGUACUCAGAUUUUAUGCAAGCUGCAAUAUUAUGGUUCGCAAUAUCCAUAUCAUCAAUAGUCCUCUGUGUCACCUAAAAUUUGAUAGUUCAAGGGGGGUUAAAGUAAGUAACAUCAUGAUCUCUUCCCCAAAAGACAGCCCAAACACCGACGGUAUACAUCUCCAAAACACUCGUGAUGUGGAGAUCAAGCAUUCCAACAUUGGUUGUGGUGAUGAUUGUGUAUCUAUACAAACUGGCUGUGCCAAUGUCAACAUACAUCAUCUUGAUUGCAGCCCUAGCCAUGGAAUCAGCUUAGGAAGUCUUGGGAAAGGCAGCAGCCUGGCUUGUGUCUCCAAUGUUUCUGUCAAUACCAUCACAGUGCAAAAUGCACUAUCUGGUGUUCGUAUCAAAACAUGGCAGGGAGGUAAAGGGUCAGUCAAGAACGCAACUUUCUCCAAUAUUCGAGUCUCAGAUGUUGAAAUUCCUAUUGUAAUCGAUCAAUACUACUGCAACAAAAGGUCGUGCAAGAACAAAACAGAAGCAGUGGCAAUAUCUGAUGUCACUUAUAAAGGAAUUACAGGAACAUAUACGUAUAAACCCUUGUCUAUAGCCUGCAGUGAUAGCUUGCCAUGCACUGAUUUAAGUCUAAUUGAUGUCCAGUUGUCGCCAUAUUAUGAGUCGAGGAGUCACCAGGAGGCUUUCUGUUGGAAAUCCUAUGGAGAGGCGCAGGGCUCUCUUGAGCCCUCAGGUGUCAGUUGUUUGAGGAAGAACAGUAAGGUAAUUAGGGCCCUAACAAAGUCGUAUAAGUAUACUUGCUAAGGGAUUAAGGACUCUAAACUCUGUAACUGCAUGCUUCCCUUUUAAAUUUUGUAUUGUGAGAAGGAGAUGAACUAUUUACACGUUUGGUAUUAUGAGUGAUCAGUGUGCUCCUUAAGAGCAAUUUCAAGUAGACAUUUUGCA